Molecule: messenger RNA, 6746 nt
Organism: Mugil cephalus (flathead mullet)
Lineage: Eukaryota; Metazoa; Chordata; Actinopteri; Mugiliformes; Mugilidae
Product: proline-, glutamic acid- and leucine-rich protein 1-like
Exons: 6
Coding region: 426-1964 (512 amino acids)
Source: RefSeq, a predicted model, not a curated record
UGACUGCUGGUGUUGGCUGGAGAGGCAUGACAUCAUGCACAGCUCCGUCCCCUCUCUCUGCAAAAAAAAAAAAAAACUACGAGUGAAACACCUGCAUUUUACUACGGCGAACAGCAUCCGACGACUCACGCGUCUGCACGCUGAAAUUCCGCGGUGCAGCCAUUAAAAUACGGCGUGAACGUCGCCUUGCCCCCCUCCCUACCUACCCACCCACCCACCCAGCCCCAUCCAUCAUCCAUCCACCGAGUGUGCAGCGUAGCCUGGGAGGGGCAUCCGUCCGUUUUGUGGGGUGGUGGGAAUGGCGGAUGUGGAGCGCUCCGUGUCUGUUGAAUGGGACAGCGGUGAUGGAGGUGUAGAGGAAUAACACCCCUCUUGUGCAUUUUUUUUUUAUCUUUCUCUGUGUAGCUUGGUACUCGUCUGUCGCCAUGGAUCCAGAGAAAACGCUGACAUUCUGCCACGGGCUGCUGGCUGAGGAGAUGACUAUGUCCCUGCAGGGGCUGGAUGCAACCGAAGAAUCUACGGUGCCGGUGAAGGAGAUUGACAUGAGCACAAUUCAUAAGGUGGUGAAGUACCACGGGGCCUCUGGUAGCCAGCCUGUAGUCAGUCCCACGUACUGUCCUGGAGUCAACAACAGUCCAGGUUACCUGUGUGAAACAGGACACUGCUGUGGAGAGACGGGCUGCUGCACUUACUACUAUGAACUCUGGUGGUUCUGGCUGUUGUGGACGGUGCUGAUCCUCUUCAGCUGUUUCUGCGCUUACCGCCAUCGUCGGGCCAAGCUGAGGAUCCAGCAGCAGCAGAGACAGAGAGAAAUAAACCUGAUCGCUUAUAAUGGAGCCUGCAAUUACCCCUCGUCAAUGCUGGACCUAAGUUUUCUGGCUUCCUUUAAGUUGCCCUCCUAUGAGGAAGUGGCUGCCCAGCCCAGCACUCCCCCUCCGCCUUACAGCUCCGUCUUUGCCCUGCAGGGCGGGGCCGUGCCGGGUCCCAGCUCCUCUUAUUCCUUCCAACACCACCGGCACCCCUGCCCACCCUACCUGGGCCCCGGCCCCAGUGGCCUGACCUCCUCCCAGAGCUCUGACAACUACACCAGCUGCUCCUGUGAGUCUUGCUCCCUCACCUCACCAUCCAGCACCUCCUUUUCCGUCCAGGUGACGGAUGAGACAUAUGACAGUAGCCACAUCUCCACGCCCAGCGAAGCCGGAGGCGACUUGGCGAUCGUGCCGAGGGUCGGCGGCGCCUUCACGCCGAUGCCCUCCCCUCCGUCUUUUUCACAAGUUCCACCUGAUGUCAUACCUGCGGCCGCUCCGGAUGUUGUACCCGUGCAGAGGUGUCCUUCUAAGGGCAACGGGGGAGUCUCGCCUCCCGCCCCACCGCUUUCUCUUCCUUUACACUCUUAUGCUUCGCACCCUUGCUGCCUCCCGCUUUCCCCCCUCGUCCUGUUGUCCACCAUGCCUCAAGUCCACCCUCUUGUCGCCUCGGAUCCGCUCGGAGCUGUGGCCCUCCAGAAAGUGAAAGAAGAAACUUCACCCCACGGUCCAGCCACGAAGGCCACGCCGUCUCCCUCUAAACAGGCAUUCUUCUCCACGGAUGUGGCUGCGCUUGUGCGGUGUAAUAAAGAGGAGCAAAAGGAAGAGGAGGAAGAGGAAGAAGAAGACGAGGAGGAGGAUCAUUUCCGGCACCGGCGACUAACCGGUGACUCUGGGAUUGAGGUGUGCCGCUGCCACGUGAGGAGAGAGGCCCAGGCAGAGGAACUGCACAAAGGGUACGUCGACAAAGGAGGGAAAGAGGUUGUGAAGGAGGGAGAAAGGGCGGGGCUGCUGCACGACAGCGUGGACUGUUCCAACCGAACGAAGCCCGCGGCACAGUCACCUCUCCUGGACGGCUAUGGUGAGCAACGCGGCCCAUCGUCCUCCAGCAUCAUGCAGGAGAAAGGCGAGGCCAUCAUUACGGUGGAGUCCUCGUAAGUUGACAGGCACGGAGUUGCAGUGAGGGAAGCGGAAGUUGCUUUAUAGCCUUCUUAUAGCUCAAGACCAGUAGGUGAAUUAGUGGAAUCACUGAAGAAAAGUCUUGCAGAUCUUACUGUGAUGGUUGGAGUCACAUGGGGGGGGCUUUGGACCUUUUUAGUGUCUCUGUUAUUUAUUUCAAAAGAGAAAAAGGCAGGAGAAGCCACUCAUUUUAAUCAUUUGCAGUUAAUUUGGUUUACGGUUUGGGAGAUAACACACUUGUUUUUCUAUGAAGUGCUGAAAAUGCUAAUGAAUUAAUUGUUUUUUUUUCCUCACUCAAAACAAAAGCAACAAAUAGCUGAUGUGCACUGCAUGACAACCAAACAACUCGUUACCGUUUCCUCUCCUUCUUUCUUUCUGUGACAUUGUUCCCUACGUAUGUAGCAUUUUAGCUCUCUGAAAAUAAAUCCCUCCUGUCGGCGCUUCUCAGCCUCUGGCUCAGAGCCCCUUUGAGGUGAUUUUCUUUUAGCGAACUCUACAGAUGAUUAAAAUGGAACAAUCUGAGAGGCGAAAAUCCAUCUUUGCUUUCACAUCUUAUGUGCAUGACAAAUGCAGAGUGUGAUGAGGAAAAAAAAGAACAAAAAAAACAGCUUUCCGUUUAAUUAGAGUCUAACGAAAUACGACUGUUCAUUAAUAACUGACAGUUUCUUGAGCUGCAAAAAAAAAACACAUUUAAGAAAUGUUUACGACGAGAAACUGCAGAACAAUACAUUUUCAAAAGGGGCAGCUCCUAAACAUGUGCUUUGAUCACAUUAUUGAAUUGGGAUAUCUUUUGAACUCUUGAAUAGUAAAGAUUCUUUUUUGUUGUUGUUGUGAUUUAUUUUAGUUUCACCGGCCUAACUCACUCUGUUUAUCAGAGGAAAGAAAAUGGCUGAAGCUGAUGGGGUUUUGAUUGAUUCAGUGUGGGUCUUACGUUUUUAUAAAUUGUGUCUUAUUUUGCCUCCCUGAUAGGAAAGGGGUGCAAACAUCGAUUUAAACUGGUGGGUGGCAAAGCUUUACGGUGAUUUUCAUUUCAGACCUGUGUAAUUAUCCGACGUCGAACAAGGUCCCGGCUGAUUGUUGCCACUUUUGAACGGCAGCGUGAAUCUGACGAGGCAGGAGCCCGGUCUCGUCACUGAUUAUGAAUGUAAAAGGUUAUGCAUCACAACAGAAACAUGCUAUCAAACUGUUCUCAUAGAAAUGUGUUUUGACUGGAAAUCCUCUGGAAAAGGGUCUAAAACUGGAGCAAGGUGAUUCAAGCAGCCCAGGUGUGGGGCUUUGAGAAGACGUGUCCUGAAAAGACGUGCCCGCUGUAAUGUCAGUAAUGCUUGUGAAAUAUCAAGGGUGAAUCAAGCCACAGAGCCACAGAGUGUUGUGUGAACUCUGCCGCGGUCCGACUUGCUGUCACUUCACAGACUUGGACUGAUUUUUCUCCAAAAGCAUCCCGGUGGAUCCCGUUUUGUAGAAUCAGAAUAUAUCGUCUGCCUCGCCGGGGCUGCGAUGCUAUCGACUGAAGCUCUGUCCAUCCAAGGAUUAGUCAGUCCUGCUCUCAGUAGUAGGAAUAGCACACACAUACUCUCUCCUAAUUAAACCGGCUGUACAAACUGUUCUUGAAAAAAUAGUUUUAGAAAACAACAAAUGUGUCAAACCACACUUUUGUACAAGUUUGUCAUGCUGUCGUUCUUAUGAGACAAAGGUCUCCGUGUAGUCCAAUGGCUAGAGGCCACCCUCGCCAUGUCAUUAGUGCAAAGCUGACUCUGUUGUAUAAUACUCGAAGGCAAAGCUUUCAACUAGCUUAUAGCUUGUGUGGACAGACAACUUUACCUACCUUAUCUUUAUUUGUCAAAGACAUCCUACGUCUUCAUGUGUGAGCCCAGGGGUUGUUAGAGGGGUUGUGUUGCCGACGUCCUCUGAUCACCUCUGGUCGAAGCUCUUGUGCAGUGACUCGUGGUUGCGUCUCAGACUGUUCAUCCUCUGCACAUAUCGACAGAAAAGCCUGUUGACGGCUAAAGAAAGCAGUCUUUUGUUUCAUUAGUUCUAGCUAACAUGCGUUGUUGAUGAAAGUAUAUGGUGCCUAGAUGAUACCUGAUUAUCUGUUAUCUGGCAUUUUAUUGCUAAUGUGCGAGUGUACGUUUUCUUUAACCUGUGAAUAGUUGUACACCGAAUGGGUUUUCUAACCGUGCUUAGCAGUCUCUUUCUAUAGAACAUAGACAGUACAUGUGAGACUUGCAAAAAUAGUAUUUAGCAAUAUUAUUCACACUUUUUUUUCCUUAUUCUAGUUGAUGCUGGUUGAUAGGAAAUAAACAGUUGUGAAAAAAGACAUUUACCUCUUUAUUACUGAUCUAUGAGCUGUGCUGGGCAGAGGCCCUUGAUUGUACAAACACAGCAUUUAUAAAUGCCUUUGGCUGAAGGUUUCUCCCAAGUGCAAACUCGGAUUAUCUGGUUCUACCUUAGCCCCAGUUUGUCUUUGUGUGUUAAUGUUAAGUUUGAGUCACAGGGCCAAGCGUCGGUUUUUCUGAAUGUCAUUGUACAUUGAGUCUGUUUAACAUAACCCUCCUUUCCAGAGACUUCGAAAGUAUUCCCAACUCAACUUGUCCAAAGGUGGACCAUACACGAUGUGUCCGAUACGUGUUACAAAUUCAUGUGUUUUAUUUUGAGUGUAAACCCACCGAGAUGAAUUGUUGCAGCUUUUAGAAAAAGGGCCAGACAUGUAUUUUGAAAAACUGAUGUCUUUUUGUUCCUAUUGAUAUUGGUAGGAUAUAGUUUCAUGGUUUCAUGUGAAUAUACUGUUUAAUUACGUGACUGUUUGGCCAUUUAACUUCACGGAUUCUUGUUUGUUCUUGUGGAUUCGUGAAAUGUCAUCACUUGCUGCUCAAGUACUGCUCCACUUCAGAGUACUCUGCUCUGACCGAGCACAGCCUAAAUGCCCCGGCACAUUUUAUCGAUGAGGCUUGUGUGGACCUGGGGCAGCAAGGCAUCCCAGAAUGCAUUAUUUGGGGUUUAAUUAAGCUUGUUCCACCUGCACCGGUGAUGAAUUGAAACUGUUACAGUAUCAGGUUAACUCACAUCCUCCCAGUUGCUAACUACAAACUAUCACUCUGAUAUUUCACGACAGCAUGUAGUCGAAUGCUGUUAUUUUAUGCAUUUUAUGCAUUUGGGUUCUCAUUUAAAUAACCACACUAAACAGUGAGAUUACUUUAUUGCUUUUAUUGAUUGUCUUAAUUAUUAAUUAUCGUGUACGUGCAGCCUACAUUUGUUGGAUCCUUUAAACUCCUGCAGCUGCAUGUAUUCAAUAUUCCUAAUAAAACCUUUUGUAACUUCUAGAGGAUGGAUGGAUGUGUGGUUGGCCACUUUACCUGUGUCUUUAGUGCAAAGCUUACUAUUGUAUGAUACUUGAAGGCAAAGCUUUCAACUAGCUUAUGUGGUCAGACAAACAAAAGACCAAACCUAUGUCUUCAUUUAUACCUUCAUAUGUGGGUCUAGGGGUUGUUAAAGGGGUUGUGUUUCUACAUUUUGACGUCCUUGAUCACCUCUGUUCAAAGCUCCUGUGCAGUGACUCGUGGGUGCGUCUCACUGUUCAUCCUCUGCACAUAUCAACAUAGAGCUUGACUGCAACUGGACAUUUCCUUCCCUACGUGGUAAGCGGUAAUAGAUGAAGGCUGGAUGGAUUUUAUGAAAAUGUGAAACACAAAUAUUGUUGCAAUUUAUAUAUAUAUAUAAAAAAAGAUCUCUUAUAUGUUAUUCAUUAUUUUACUGAGGUGAGAAAAGUAGCUUCUUGAGCAAUUUAAACAAACGGCUUCACCAAGUUUGCGAAAGUGCCGUUUUUCAGAAAUAUCUGUGUUCAGCUCUGUGACUCAAAUCUACCCUCGAAGGGACAAACUGGGGCAAAUUUUAUCACGACUCUGAUUUCAAAUUGAAGCCAGACCCUUCUGAGUUCAUUGUACAUAGGGUGAGUUUGAUUUGUUUUGCCUUGUCAGCAGCUACAGACAAAAUGCCCAGACUCAUCCCCUCAUCGCCACUCUAGGCCAAAUCGUGAUGUAAGACUGUUACCUCGCUCGAGUUUCGACUGCAAAGGUCUGUUUACUUCUCCGUCUGAAGAUAGUAUUUACUCUAUAUUUGUACUGAUUUUAUUUUGUAAUUGAUGAAUUAAAACAUUUAAAUAAAAGAAGCCCGCAUUGGUACAGCUGAAAUACUUUGCUAGGAAAAAAAAAAAAAAAGUUCCACCCUGCUGACAGAAGCGUUCUCCUUUUACUGCUGCAGCGGGAUAUUUAGCAGUAUCUAUAUGUGACUUUAUGUGGAGUUGUUCAGAUUAAUAUUACUGCGACACGUUGUGUAUUUUUGAGGGUAUCCUUGUGCAAUCUUACCUUGCAGCUCUACGGUGUGUUGUGCGCAUGUGUGACAUAUUUGUCAUCUGUGUUGUUAUGCUGUUCAAAUCAUUAUCGCUUAUUACGAGGCCAGAGGUGAUGAUAUUUGUCAAUAUAAAUACCCAAAUAUUAAGUUUGAUUUUGUAUCACGGUGUAUAGCAGAGAUUUCUGAAGCGUAAUCAGAUUUGAAAUCUGAACAAUUAGAUGCUUUUAAAUGUUGGUUUGGUUGCAUAUAUGCCUGUGCUUUCCGCACAGUGUGGGGCUGUACUUAGGUUUCAGUUUCAGACAUUUGUGUUUUUCUCUUUUCAUUUAUUGCCACUGUUACCAUGUUGGACAAGGACAUCUACUUUAUUCAACAAAAACUGUGGAUUUCAUGUCAAAAUAAAUGUGCUACCCAAUA